AUGUCCGAUGCGUUUUGCAGCGACUGCAAGCGAGCGACGGAUGUGGUGUUUGACCACUCCGCCGGCAAUGCAGUCUGUUCAGAGUGUGGUCUUGUCUUGGGAUCUCACUCCAUCGAUGAAACCUCCGAGUUGCUAACCUUUGCUAACGAAUCUGUCAAUAACCAUCAUGUUCGUGUCGGUGGUCCCAGUAACCCUCUCCUCAUUAUUGAUACUAUGACUGAGAAGUUGGGACUGGUUCCGACCAUUAAGGACCGAGCUAUUGAGAUAUAUAAGCUGGUUGCAAAUCAGAAGUAUAGUAAGGCAAGAAACCAGGACGCAUUAUUGGCUGCUUGCCUCUACAUUGCUUGUCGACAAGAAGACAAGCCACACACUGUAAAGGAAAUUUCCUCGAUUGCUAUUGGAGCCACCAAGAAGGAAAUUGGCCGCGCAAAACAAUACAUCAUGAAACAACUAGCUUUGGAGAAUGGUGGUCAAUCUGUAGAAAUGGGAACAACUCAUAUUGGGGACUUUAUGGGACGAUUUUGUUCGAAUCUUGGUAUGAAUCAUCAAGCUGUUAAAGCUGCUAAUGAAUCUGUUCAGAAUUCAGAAGAAUUUGAUAUAAGGAGAAGUCCCAUAUCAAUUGCUGCAACAGUUAUAUACAUCAUAACUCAGCUUUCAGAUGAUAAAAAAUCCCUGAAAGAUAUAUCAGUUGCUACAGGGGUUGCGGAAGGAACCAUUAGGAACUCAUACAAGGAUCUUUAUCCCCGUGUUUCAAAGAUAAUACCAACCUGGUAUGCAAAGGAAGAGGAUCUGAAGAACCUUUGCAUCCCUUGA
Medicago truncatula (barrel medic) is the source of this 813-nucleotide messenger RNA. RefSeq names its product transcription initiation factor IIB. Gene Ontology annotation, biological process: DNA-templated transcription initiation; transcription preinitiation complex assembly. The record is from RefSeq and is a predicted model, not a curated record. Lineage: Eukaryota; Viridiplantae; Streptophyta; Magnoliopsida; Fabales; Fabaceae. The transcript has a single exon. Gene Ontology annotation, cellular component: nucleus; transcription preinitiation complex. Bases 1 to 813 code for a protein of 270 amino acids. Gene Ontology annotation, molecular function: TBP-class protein binding.